Messenger RNA from Cyphellophora attinorum, 831 nucleotides. RefSeq lists its product as uncharacterized. The coding region runs from base 1 to 831 and encodes 276 amino acids. NCBI's taxonomy places the organism in Eukaryota, Fungi, Ascomycota, Eurotiomycetes, Chaetothyriales, Cyphellophoraceae. The record is from RefSeq and is a predicted model, not a curated record. The transcript has 2 exons.
AUGUCGACUCAACAGUCUCCUGAGACACAACAUGCGCCCUAUCCUCCACACUACUCCUCGCUUGGAGGUCGUCCAACACUCGGUUUGGACGUUCCGAUCACUUCAGUCUUCCUACUGCUGUUCAUCAUUGGGGCGGCUGGUCAUAUGACCAUCUUCCAAAUCAACAGGCGCCGUGGCCACAAGUUCAUUAUGUCGGCACUCACCUUCGGCUUCUGUAUGGCACGAAUACUCGCAUCCACGCUGCGCAUCGUAUGGGCGUGCUAUCCGAACGAUGUCUCGAUUGCGAUCGCUGCUCAGAUCUUUGUCGCAGCUGGAGUGUUGAUCUUAUUCCUGAUCAACCUCAUCUUCGCGCAGCGGAUGUUGAGGGCAGCACACCCACACUUCGGGUGGCACAAGGCCUUGUCAAGAUGCUUCUUGGUUCUGUAUGUGCUGAUUGGCGCAAUGCUCUGCAUGGUCAUCACCGCGACAGUCCAGUCAUUUUACACGCUCAACCCUCACACGCUCCACAUCGACAAGAUUCUUCAGCAGACUGCUGGCGUCUACCUGAUGGUCGUGGCAUUCCUCCCGAUACCUAUGGUCAUUAUCGGACUUGUUGUUCCUCGAAAGACCCGCCUUGAGAAAUUCGGUACGGGUCGAUGGCGGACAAAGAUCGCAAUUCUCCUCACAUCCUCGACGCUCCUCACCUUGGGAGCUGCUUUCCGCGCGGGCACCAACUUCAAGGACCCCAGACCUAUCAACGACCCUGCGUGGUACCAGUCCAAGGCAUGCUUCUAUCUAUUCGACUUCACGGUCGAGGUUCUGGUCUCUACCUCUAUCUCGUGGUCAGGGUAG